Leishmania mexicana MHOM/GT/2001/U1103 is the source of this 753-nucleotide messenger RNA. RefSeq lists its product as hypothetical. Gene Ontology annotation, cellular component: Golgi apparatus; ER to Golgi transport vesicle membrane; SNARE complex. Gene Ontology annotation, biological process: vesicle fusion; intracellular protein transport. Lineage: Eukaryota; Euglenozoa; Kinetoplastea; Trypanosomatida; Trypanosomatidae. The transcript has a single exon. Bases 1 to 753 code for a protein of 250 amino acids. The record is from RefSeq and is a predicted model, not a curated record. Gene Ontology annotation, molecular function: SNARE binding; SNAP receptor activity.
AUGUCGGGCCUCUUCAACUCCUAUGAGGAGGACUUCAACGACACUGUGCGGGGCCUCCGCGAGGGGUGCUCCAAACUGCAGGCAAACAUUGACGCACAGUCCGCGCCUGAGAAGGACCCAACACGCAUUUAUCACCCACCGCCUGCCACCGGCCCCCUCAGCCGGGCGCAGCAGCUGCAGGUUGUGCAGCAAAGCCUCUCUCACGCAAAGGACCUGCUCACCAGUAUGAUGUACGAGGUGACAGACCUUUCGCCCUCAGAGGGAGCGGUGGCGAAGCAGAAGGUAGAGGCGUUUCGCAAGAUAUGCAACGGCCUAGAUCGAGAGGUGGCGCACUUGCGGCAGUCGUGCAAUGCGGCGGACAGGACGGACUUGCUUCGGUUUUGCGGCUCCCCUACUGCUGGCGGCACAGGCGACGCCUUCAUGGCCGAGGCGGACGCCGACACCCAGGCGCAUCGCCUCUUGGCCCUUCAAACGACCGAGAAGCUACAAGGCGGCACCAGCACGCUGCGCAAGGCAGAGGCGUACCUCGCGCAGACAAACAAUCUCGGCCGCGAGUCCCUCAACACGCUCCGCACGCAGACGGAGCAGAUUGCACACGUGCACGAAAUCACCAACGACGUCGACGCCGAGAUAUCGCGAGCGCGGGUGCUUAUCAACCAAAUGCAGCGCACCGCCAUCAAGCACAAGAUGUGGCUCCUUGGCAUCAUCCUUUUACUAGUCGGCUUCAUCUUCCUCCUCGUCUACCGUCACUGA